Messenger RNA from Macrobrachium nipponense, 1908 nucleotides. RefSeq lists its product as uncharacterized. The coding region runs from base 1 to 1908 and encodes 635 amino acids. The record is from RefSeq and is a predicted model, not a curated record. Gene Ontology annotation, biological process: DNA integration. NCBI's taxonomy places the organism in Eukaryota, Metazoa, Arthropoda, Malacostraca, Decapoda, Palaemonidae. The transcript is spliced from 7 exons. Gene Ontology annotation, molecular function: nucleic acid binding.
AUGGCUUCGUCGACAGAAGGUCUUGUAGCCCCAGCAAAAUUCACUGCUAGCCUAGGGGCCGACAACGAACGUGAAUGGAAGUCUUUUAAGCAACGGUUCGAGAUUUAUUUACUUGCUUCUGAGAAGGACAAUAAACCUGAAGAGACUAAGGUGGCCCUACUUUUAAACAUUGGAGGAUGUUUUGGCAAGAAUGAACUUAUAGCAAGGUACAAGUUUCGAAGAUGUAUGCAGGAAACAAACGAAACAUUGGAAGCCUAUGUUACCAGAUGGAAAAUUCUUGUGAAGGACUGCAACUAUGGUAACCAACGAGACAAGCAGGUGAGGGACCAAGUGGUGUUUGGAUGUACUGAGGACAAAUUUCGUCAGAAGUUAUUUGAAGUUGAAGACCUUACCCUUGAGAAGACAUUGGAUUUGUGUGUGGCCUUUCAAGCAAGCAAAAGGCAGAUGGACGUCAUCAAGUCUACUCCUCGCCAGACCAAUGACAGUGUGGCCAAAGUGAGAGAAAAGCCUAGAAGGGAGAAGACUACUGGUAGCAGACACGACGCAGACCAUGAUGGUAGGCCUAUGCAUGAAAAUAAUGAAGGUAGUUUUAAGUCCAGUAGACCCAGUAUUCCUACAAAUAAGUUGCGCCCUUGCAAAUUCUGUGGGGAAAAACAUGAAUGGCGUAAGGAAAAAGUGUCCAGCUCAAUGCCUUGUGACACUACCCUAGAAGUGUGGACUUUAGACACAGUUAGACCUAAGGGAAAGUGCAGGUGCCAGGCUAAGGGUAUAAAACUUAAUAAGUCUAAGGCAGUAUUAAGAAAAUCUGAAAUCGCUUUCUUAGGUCAUAAAAUCACAAGUAAAGGUCUCAUGCCGGACCCUAAAAAGGUGGAAGCUAUCCUGAAUAUGAAACCACCUACUGAUGUAACUGGUGUUAAAGAGUUUACAGGUUGGCCAGAAGGAAAUGAUGAGAUACCUAAUGUAGUCAGAGCCUAUAGUCAUACUAAGGAUGAGUACUCAGUUCAAGACGGGCGGGUUAAUUUUAAGAGUAAUAGAAUAGUCAUUCCAUUAAACCUCAGACAUAAGAUAAUGCAGGUCAUUCAUUCAGCACAUAUAGGAAUUGAGGGCUGUCUACGGAGAGCCAGAGAAUGUAUCUACUGGCCAGGAAUGAACUCUGAUAUAAAGCAAUUCAUCUUAUCAUGUGAAAUUUGUAAUAAAUUCCCUUGUGCUCAACAAAAGGAAACUUUAAUUAAUCAUGAAAUUGCUGAUCGGCCAUGGCAAAAGGUUGGAGUUGAUCUAAUGAGUAUUGAAAAGCAUAAUUAUCUUAUAACUGUUGAUUACUUCAGCAAUUUUUGGGAAAUGGACCACCUAGAAAACACAUUAGCCAGUACAGUGAUUAGAAAACUUAGAUCUCAUUUUGCUAGGUAUGGAUUGCCCUGUGUAUUGAUUAGUGAUAAUGGACCCCAAUUUGUAAAUGAGAAUUUCAAACAGUUUGCAACUGAUUAUGAUUUCGAACAUAGGACAAGUAGCACUACACAUGCCCAAUCUAAUGGUAUGGUCGAAUCUGCAGUGAAAACAUCUAAACGUUUAUUUAGAAAAGCUGUUGAAAGUAAUAAAGAUCCCUAUCUAGCCAUUUUGGACCAUAGGAAUACUCCUACUAGUGAUAAAGACGCCAGCCCAUCACAGUAUAACCUAGGCCUGGGAAAAACGGAAAAGUUUGUUGUGGAACAAUUAGAUGAAAGGUCUUAUCUAAUUGAAAGUGAAGGCAAGCUAUUUAGAAGGAAUAGAGUUCAGUUGAAAGAAACCCCAAGUGAUGUGCAUAUGCCCAAGGCAUGCGGCAUCCUGCUGCGCCUUUAUCCACUGGUCAAGUGCUGGUCCAGUGUAACCGGCCUCCUUGCCCAAAGUUAUGAGGAUUCAGAGCUUCUCUAG